UCUUUCUUUAAACACUACACACUUUCCCCUGUCCCUGUCAUAUUUUUUUUUCUUGUUGGAGUGGUAAGCUGCAGUCAGUUUUGUUCCUUGAAAUUUUGAGUAAAGGGUUCGCAUUUUCUUCUGGACUGACUCUUCUGCGGGUAGUCGAUCGUGACAAAGAUGAAGAAUACAAAGAAGUUCAAAGAAUCUGUCAAAAAACAGUUGCCACUGACUGGUCCGGAGUCACGGACAGUGAAAGAUUUGAUGGACUGGUACUGUAACAACACAAACACUCAUGGUUGCCGACGUAUUGCUGUCUCUAGAGGGCGUCUGCGUCGUUGGAUUUGGAUUUGCUUCACACUCACUGCUGUUGCAAUUAUUUUCUGGCAAUAUACACUGCUUGUGAUGUCAUACUAUAGUGUCACCGUUUCAGUGAUGGUAAAGUACCAGACCCUUUCAUUCCCUGCUGUAACUGUCUGCAACAUUAACCCAUACAAACCAAAUACAACUAUUUCUCUUCUGGAUGAGCUCAACAGACAAGCCAGAAAAAUUCUGGAGAAGCUGUAUGGAUUCUGCACAGACUGUGGUAGUGGUAACUUUAGCUCUCGCAGCCUGUCACUUGACGAUAUUCCUGUAAAAACUAGAAGUCUAAAUUUACUACAAGACAUGUCACUAAUAAAAGUGGAAACAGCUAAAGAUGGUCAGUUGGUAGCAUCUGACAUAGUCACUGAUUUGCAGUACAGAAUCAGUGGAACUGCCAUAACAAGAAUGUACAACAAUAUGGACUUAACAUCUCUUGGUGGACAAGGUCAUGUUGGCUUUAAAGUAUGUAAUCAAGGCCAGGACAACUGUGUUAUCUACACAUUCAAUUCUGGUAUAACUGCUUUGCAAGAGUGGUACCGACUCAAUUUUAUCGACAUCAUGGCGCAAGUUCCAAAUGAAAAGAAAGCCGAAAUGGGGUAUUCAGCUGAUGAGUUGAUUGUAUCAUGCAUGUAUGAUGGACAGGCUUGUGAUUCAAGAAAUUUUACCCUGUUUCAGCACCCCUUGCAUGGCAAUUGCUAUACUUUUAACAGCGGAAAUGAUGGAAACAUUCUGCAGACUUUGAUCGGGGGAAAUGCACGUGGUCUUAAACUUAUCCUUUAUACGGAAAAUGAUGACUAUAACCCUUUCUUGUUCACCUCCAUGGGGGCAAAAGUUAUUGUCACCGACCAAAAUGAGUACCCAUUAAUAGAUGAUGUUGGCUUGGAAGUACAAACUGCUAUGGAAACCUUAGUUGGGCUCCAACUGACAGAUUCUGCUAAGCUUAGCCAGCCUUACAGUGACUGUACAGUGGAUGGCAGUGAUGUAAUGGAGGAAAAUCUCUAUAACAAGUCCUACUCACUUCAAAUCUGCCUCCAUUCCUGUUUCCAGAAGGAAAUGGUCAAUAGCUGUGGUUGUGCUUACUAUGAGCAACCUCUGCCACCUGGUGCUGAGUACUGUUCCUAUGAGAAGUUUCCUGGAUGGAUUUAUUGCUACUACCAGCUCCAGGACAAGUUUGUGAAUGAGAGAUUACCUUGCCAGGAUGUGUGCAAAGAACCUUGCAAUUCCAAGGACUUUGAGAUAACAAAAAGUUUAGCACAGUGGCCAUCUGGAGCAUCGGAGGCUUGGGUCAUUCGCCUUUUGGACUGGGAAAGAGGACUAAAUGGCACUUUAAGCAAGAAUGAUUUAGUGAAUUUGGCAAUUUUUUACCAAGACUUGAACUGGAGAUCACUUUCAGAGAGUCCUGCAAACAGUAUUGUGACUUUGCUUUCAAAUUUUGGUGGACAAAACGGACUUUGGAUGAGCUGCUCUGUAGUUUGUUUCAUAGAAAUCUGGGAGGUUUUCCUUGUUGAUAUUUUAACCAUCCUUGUUCGAAACUGGUUUCGUAAAGCUAAGCUGUGGUGGAAUAAGAAGAAAGAGGGGCAGGAACAAGUGUACAAUCAAAAUCGACAUACAGGUCAUGAUAAUCCUGUGUGUGUUGAAGAUGAAGACCCACCAACAUUCCACACUGCUAUGCAGCUUCCUUGUGUUCAGACAGGUGAAGUGCCAUCAACUCCUCCUCCACAGUAUGAUGCACUACGCAUACAGAAUGUGUUUGAUGAGCAGUUCUCCGAUACAGAAGUUAACUAGGGCCUGUAGAUAAUUAGCACUAAAUUAUGUCAUAGAUACUAUGCUGAAGACCAACAGAAAAAAACAAUUUACAGGCAGAUUGUAUAUGUCCUAUUUUCUUGUGCUUGCUGAGCCAGGCUUAAACUGAAAAUACAAGUAAGUCUUAGUAAGUUACCAAACAUCAUAUUAAUAUUUUGUUUAUCCCAGUGUGGGGACAUGUUGAUAUUCAACCCUUAAUGUUUAAGUUUGCACAAAAACUGUCUCAGAUUUGUCUUGACUUAAAAUUGAUAGCAUGAAUAAAGUGACAUUCAGCCUCAGGAA
Protopterus annectens (West African lungfish) is the source of this 2427-nucleotide messenger RNA. RefSeq names its product sodium channel epithelial 1 subunit gamma (gene SCNN1G). Gene Ontology annotation, molecular function: ligand-gated sodium channel activity. Lineage: Eukaryota; Metazoa; Chordata; Ceratodontiformes; Protopteridae. Gene Ontology annotation, biological process: sodium ion transmembrane transport. The record is from RefSeq and is a predicted model, not a curated record. The coding region runs from base 160 to 2127 and encodes 655 amino acids. Gene Ontology annotation, cellular component: membrane. The transcript has 13 exons.